UAUUCCGGAGUCACACAGCCCAGCAGUGCCCCCGAGCAGCGAUGGGUCCCAAGGACCACUUGGGAUGGUCAUGCAGAUGCUGGUGCUGCUGCAGCACAGCCUGUUUGCAGUCGUGCUGCGGUCCCGGCGGCUGCAGAAGAUCUGCCGGAGGUUGGGGAAGAAGAGGAGAGUGCCGAGCGCCAGGAGGAAGAAGGGGAGAGUUGCUUGCGGGAAGGACGGAGCAGCAGGGAUGCCGUCGCCGACCUGGGAGUUGCGGACGAGCCCACGGGAAAGGAGCAGGAAGCCACCCCGCGCCCCGCUGGCAUCCAUGCUGUCCCUGGGCUCCCUUGAUGAAUCUUCUUCCUCCUCCGGUUCCUCCCUCUACUCCUUCCCAGAGCCCUGGCCCAUUGCACUGUCAGAGUUGGCUGCCCUUGCCCCUCGGGCCACCCCAGAGCCACGCGAGCCACAACCAGAGCCAGGGCCACAGCAAGAACCAGAGCCAGAGCCAGAGGAAGAGCUGGAGCCUGAUCCAGAGUCAGAGCCAGAGUCAGAGGCAGAGUCAGAGGCAGAGGCAGAGCCAGAGGAAGAGCUGGAGCCACAACCAGAGUCAGAGGCAGCGUCAGAGGAAGAGCCAGAGGAAGAGCCUGAGGCUGAGCCAUCCCUGUGCCCCAGCUCGGAGUCCCCGGCUCUGCUGCCAGCAGCCCCCAGCACCCCCUAUUCCCUGCGGAUGACUGAGCAGAGCGAUGGAGCGCAGAGCCCCAUGGAGCCCUCCCCGCCCCACUGCUCCCACACGGAGCUCAUCCAGGAGCUGAUCUGUGCCAUCCGUGGGAACCACGCAGCCGUUGAGCGCCGCUGCCAACUGCUGCGGGCAGUGCUGGAGCGGCAGAGGGCAGCCGGGACGCCCAGAGAGCCCUUUCACGACCCCCCAGCCCAGAAGCCCCCCACCCAGGAGCCCCCGGCCCAGGAGCCCCCCAGUCUCCAUCUGCUUGUUCAGAUUAAUGUCCUUAGUACGGGGAUGUGGCCGCUACUGAAGAGGGCCACCGACAUGGAUAUGAACAAUCACAAGGACACGGACAUGGACACGGAUGCGGACAUGAACCUGGACACAGAUGAGCACCCAGAAGUGGGAGCAGACGGGAGCGCCCCACAGGAUCUGGACCAGAGCGUGCUGAUGGACCCAGGCAGGAUCAGCCCGAUGGAUCCACGCCGAAACAUCCCCAUGGAUCCAUGCAGGGCCAUCCCGGCAGAUGCAGGCAGGACCAACCCUACGGGGUGCCUCUGGGGUCCCAAGGGCACGGCCCAUCUGCGGGUGACCCCGGGGCUGUGCCGGGCCAGGCAGCGCCUGCAGCACAGCUUCCCCAGGCUGUGGCAGUGGGUGCAGGAGCGCUGGAGGCACUGCCGUGCACAGCCCUUUUGGCAGCGCUGGUCCUCCGUGGGGAGGAAGACUCCCUGAGCCCGAGUGUGGGGCCCGGCAAUGCCACAGCCCCACCGCGCUCCCUCCGGCUCAGACCGCUGAAGGGUUUCCCUUCCCGGCUGCUGCUGAUCCCUUCCUAUCCCGGGGUCACACAGCCCAGCAGUGCCCCCGAGCAGCGAUGGGGCUGCACCCAUCCUGGGGCUGUAGCACAGAACUGCAGAACCUCAGCCCGGUUUGGGUGGGAACGGCCCCCAAAGCCCACCCCGUGCCAACCCCAUGGGCUGGGGCUGCUCCCGUGGGCCGGAUGGUAAAGUCCCCUCUGCGGGAAUGGAAUGCUUUUCUCUGUAACAGCAAGGUAAGAAUUUUAUGUCACGGCCAUCGUGCAUCACCGUUUGGGUACGUGGAAUAAUGUAUAGGAAGAACUAUUGCAAAAUAAUCAGCAAUAUACGCAUACAGCCAGCAACACUUCGUGUUAGCCUGUACGGAUGUGUAUAUGCAAUAUUCCAUCGCCUGCUCAGGUGCAGUGCAAGAAUAUCCUGCACGAGAGAUUCCAUACUCCCUUACAACUUUCCCCUUCUUCCAUUGCAAUCCCUGUUUCUAUACACUUCCCAGGCCCCUCAGUUAGUUUGUCCAGGCCCCUCACUUCAACCCCUUUAACCUGUAUACUACCGGGAGAAAAUAAAGCCACCCUUGCUCUGAUUAGCUGAAGACCUUGGGAGCUGUAACCACAUUCAGCACACAUGGAGGCAGAGAACCACAUGACUGUAACUACUGGUGCCAGACGGACCCUCUCAGCACCAUCACCAGACGUCUGGCUUGCACCCCUGGCAUGGCUGGGAGCAGAUGCUAUGAAGACCAUGGGCCAGCCCUGCCGGCCCUGAGGUGGCCUGAUGGCAGUGAGUGGCGAGGAGCCACGGGUCCACGUGUGACAAAGGAGCAGAAGUGGAUUGCCAACUGGUGGAAGACUCCACCCCUUACGAAUGGAAGCCGCUUUGCGUUGUCCCAGCUGGGAGCAGACGGGGGAGACGACCUGUGCAGGAGGAGCUGAGCGCCAACACGGAGCUGCACGUCGUGCAGGAUGGGCUGCAUGGCAGGCUGGGAGCGGGGCGCGAUGGGUGGCACAUGGGCUGCUGACAGAGUGCUGCACCGAGACGGGGCACCGAUGGCUCCUUCCUGCUCAGGGAGAGUGAGACGUUCGUUGGGGACUGCGUUCUGUCCAUCCGGAGUGAUGAGAAUUGCAGCGCUGCCGCAUCCAUUGGCGGCAGGACGCCAGCAUCCACAGGAUCUCCCUACCAGACAACCUGGUGUUUGACAGGCUCUACGGCCUCAUCACCCACUGCAGGGAGAUGCUGCUGAGCUACAACAGACCUGAGAUGAGGCUGGCACAGCUGGUGCCUCGGUCCAACACCCGCAGCAACACAGACCGGGCGCUGCAGGACGGCACAGGAGGGACGAGCCCAGCUCCAGCGCCAUCUACUUCAGGGCAGGAUGGAAGAUCCAGCACUGCCACACGUAGCAAGAGGGACACGUUUAAUGAGGCACUUGAGCCAGUGCAUGUUGCCCAUCACACGCAAUAAAAGCUUUUGUUCUGCAC
Messenger RNA from Gallus gallus (chicken), 2987 nucleotides. RefSeq lists its product as uncharacterized. Lineage: Eukaryota; Metazoa; Chordata; Aves; Galliformes; Phasianidae. The transcript has 4 exons. The record is from RefSeq and is a predicted model, not a curated record. The coding region runs from base 65 to 1432 and encodes 455 amino acids.